Thelazia callipaeda (thelaziosis nematode) is the source of this 1116-nucleotide messenger RNA. The record is from the annotation of a GenBank genome assembly. Lineage: Eukaryota; Metazoa; Nematoda; Chromadorea; Rhabditida; Thelaziidae.
AUUCAAAAUGAACGUGACCGUAUUGGUAGUACAAAACGAAAUCGUAAGCGAAGUUUUCCAGCACCUCUACAGCCGACUUCAACCAGUGGCGAAGGUAACAGUGACUCAGAUGAUGGUUUACUACCAUCAGGUGGAGGUGUACGUACAGACCGACGUUGCGCAGAAGAUGGCGUAACAAGCGCAGCAACUUCUAGACGACUUGUAGAAAUGAUUGUAGAUAUUGAAAAUAGAUUACAAGGUAAUCAAAGUAUGAAUAAUAUUCUUGGAGGUGAAGGUCAAGAAAAUAAUUCUCGACAACGAAGUAUAUCUUUGAUGAUUGGUUGGGCUAACUUGUUGCAUCCUCUACCUCAGUUGCCUUUCACUGAUAAGGUGUUGUUAUUAAAACAUUGUUCACCAGCAUUUUCUUUGCUGCAUACUGUACAACGUUCAAUUACGUCAACGCAUCUAAUACUUCCGAAUGAUACUGUUCUUGCCCUUACGCCUUUUCAUUAUCCGGAUCUCUUAGCCGUUGUAGGUAGAAUUUUGGAUGAGAUUCUAACACCAAUACGUCGAAUGAACGUGGAAAAAGCAGAAAUAUCAGCAUUAAAAGCUUUAGUAUUGCUACAUCCUGACGUAAUGGGUUUAUCUAUUACUUCACGUGAAAAACUACGAGAAGCACGGGAUGGUGUUUUACGAGCUUUGUUCACAUACCUUAGUCAAGUAUUAUCACCUGGUGAUACUUCUGUAAGACUGAGCAAUUUACUUCUUCUAAUACCAUCAGUAUAUUCAGCUGCACAAACUAUUUCUCAAAAUGCUGCACUUGGCGUUAUUUUCGGUCUUACUGAUCAAUCUUCAGCAUCUACCAGUAAAAUUUCCGCGGUAAUCAAUGAUUGUAUGGAUGAACAAAAAGAUAUUAAAGAAAAUCUUAAAGAAUGCCACAAUUUUCUUUUUGCUAAGACACCGACAACUUACUUAGCUGAUCUAAUGGCGGGUCAGGUCAUUUCUGCUCACGACAAUUUGCAACAAACUACCACUAAUAUUACCAAUCCUGCUGCUCUACCAGUCAGUCAUUUCUCUGUUUUUCAUAAAUAUAUGCAAAUUUUUAAUAUUUUACACCAUAAUAUGUUUAUUUUUUAA